UUUCAGAUGUCGACUAUAAUACACGAUAGUGUUUAUGUUCACACAAACGUGUGGACAUUUCACAGUGAACGACGUACGCGCCUAUAUAGUUGUUUUUUUUUUUUAAAUGCUUAUCCAAACUGUAUUGCGAUUUUCCUCUACCGGCUAAUGAAUUAUACAAACUCGGACCGAAUAGAAUAUUUAACUAACGAUAUGAUUUAUACGUAAGUAAAUUAAAUGUAAUAAAAUAAAACAAUAAUAAUAAUUAUAUAUACUAUAUAGUAGACAAUUUUACAUAUUUGAUUGAUACAUUUAACUAGCAAAAAACAUUAUUUAAAUUAAAUACCUAUAUUACCAAUUGUCGAUUUUAAAAAUAAGUAGACACAUGUAUAUUUAGUUUUAAAAUACAAAUAAAAUAUAUAGUAAUAAUAAAUAUUGUUAAUAACUUGAGCACUAAUUUAUCGUUAAUUUUAAAACUACACCAUUACUAUUAUCGAUAAUAUUUCUAUUACAAAAUAGACACUACAAAUCAUAAUGCGUAGAUACUCUAUAUUUGAAAACAUAAAAUUAUUACCAAACCUAAUUAUAAUAUAUGAUUUCCUUUUCUUUGCUUUUAAAAAUAUACAUACAUAUGUAUAAACUACUUUCAAUAGGUACCUACCUAUAUUUCGUUUAUAAUAUAGCUAAUAAAUUAUUACAAAUGUAUAAAAAAAUAUUUGAUCAAUCAUUUUUUUAGUCUAAUAUAGAUUUAAAAAUCAAUUCUCACGCUUUAAUGGUAAGUACAUAGCUUUGUUGUUCUAAAACUAAUAACUAAUGACGAAUGGCUCAUCUACUAAACAUUCUUAUCACCUGAAAGAUAAAAAUAUUUAUUUUCAAACGAAAAAAUAACGGUAGGUCCACAUAAACAAACUAGGUAUCUAUAUUGUUUUGAAUCCGAAAAACUAAUUUCAUAUCAAAUUUUUUUUUCUUUUCAAAAAUCAUUAGUAACAUAUUAUAAAUUAUAAUACAUUUAUAAUUAACAAUUACAUAUUAUAUUAUCGUUAAGUUAAUUAUCAAUAAUAUUUAAAUAAUUUAAGUUUAGCCUAACAAAGUAUAAAAUAAUGAAUGUUUAAAAAAAAAAAAAACCCCGUAUCUAAUUGAGAAAUUAUGAGACUUUAAAACUAAAAUGAAAAAUAAAAAAAAUUAAAACAUUCGGAGCUUACCAAUUGCAGAUUAAAACUAAAACAAAUAUAUACCUACUGAAUACAAUCUAUAAUAUUAUAACUAAACUAAAUUAAUAUCAACACAAAUAAAGAAAAUAAAUAGUUUAGCAACAGAUCAAACAGAUCAAGGUGUAAUCUAUUAAAACUUCCUGCCCGAUUACAUGUAUUUUUGCAUUAAGUAUAGUCAAUAUAGAAAAUUCCAUAUUUUAAUAAUCGUAUACUAAAAAGUAAUACUACACAAAUCAAUAUUAUGAUGGUAAAGAAAAAGUCAAAUACUGGUAAAUUCAAUUAUUUAAGAAAUAAAAUAAAUACGUUUUUUUUUUUUUUUUAGUUUAAAUAUAUAAUGAAAAUUAUCCACAUUUUUUGGAAUACUUUGUACAGUGAUUAUCAUUAAUAUCAAUGUUAAACACGGAUGAAGUAAUCGGAUUAGAAUUGUAAGUAUAACUUAAUCUUGUUAUUCAAAAAAUGUAAUAAUACAAAAAAUCCACCGUAUACUAAAGAUAUUGUAUCGUUUUAUAUAUAGAUGGUCCAAAAAAAACCAAAACAUUAUGAACGCAGCUGCGUUCAUGACUUUGCUUAUCAUGUGCAUAGGAAUUUUAGGUAAUGGCUUGACUAUAAUAGCUUUGCUGAAAAGUCCACGGAUUCGAAAUGUAGCGUCUGCGUUUAUUAUCAGGUACCUAUUGAAUAAAAAUAAUAUUACUCUAUACAAGAGUAUAAUUUCACCAACAGAAAAUGUAACAUGUAGAUCGUUUUACGGAUUAUUUGAAUAAUUUUGAGGACUUCAGAUACACACAUUAAUUUUUUUGGAGGGUAACUAAAAAACUAAUGGUUCGCUGAAUUUGAAAAUCAUCCGGAAAAAUCACCCAAAUUACCCGUAAAUUGACUAUGAUGUUAAAUUUGUGAUUUGUUCACAUGGUGAAAUGGUACUCUAUAUUAUAAGUAUUAGUUAAUAGUUAAUACAAUAUAAUAUUUUAUAUGAAAUAUAAAUUUGAAAAUAUGAAAUAAUAAAUACAUAGAAUAACAAUAAAUAAAAAAAAAAGAUUUCCAAUAAAAUAUUUAAACAAAUAAAUAAAGCUAUGUAAAUACACAUCAUAUUACAUAAUAAUUAUUAUUAACUAUGCUAAUCGUUAUUUUUAUUACAAAAUUGUGAAAUGUUUAAGUGAAUACUUUAUUUAUUACCAAUUACUCAUUUUAUGGUUGAUUUGUUUAAAAAGAUAUCUAUUAAAACUAAUUUUUAUCAUUUACUGAAACUUUUUUUUUAUAUUUUAAUGUGCAUUAUUUACAUGAAAAGAAUGCAUAUACGGCAUAUUUUAUAACUAAAUAAAAUAAAUGAAUAAUUGUGUUAUAUCUGGAUUAUUCUCUACAGUUUAGGAGCUGCUGAUUUAUUGUUCUGUAUAGCCGUGUUACCGUUCAGUGCAUCGAGAUUUUUGGAUUUUAAUUGGACUCAAAAUCCAUUAUUAUGUUCUAUGGUUCCAUUUUUUCAAUAUGGAAACGUAGGAGUUUCACUACUCUUCAUUUCUAUGAUCACCAUUAAUAGGUAAGUCACUUAAUAUGUAAAGAUACUUACCUACAACUAAUAUUUUCCCUCGACAGUUACCAGCUCAAAGACAUAGUAACAGACAAAAAAUAAAAAGGUGUCUAUUAGAGAACCAUUACGUCAGCAGUACUAAUGACUACUGUGGGGUGUCAAAUAUUACUAAAAACCUAAUAAAAUGUUUUAUUUUUCUGUUUUUGCUAAAGAAAUUAUAUUUUACUUUUAGACGAAUGCAAAAUAAAUAUUAAUCAACUAUACUGAGUUGAAAUUUAAAUCAGACACAGUUUUAGAAACAAGUGAUAAAUAUUUACUGACAAUUUAUUUAAGUGUCUGUGCAGUGUGUACAUUAAACGUUCUAUGCCGUAUAAAUUAUUAUAGUUAAAGCCUUAAAGGCAGUAAAGGCACUACGUUAAAGUAUUAAAAUCGUAUACAUCAACGUAUAAAAUCAUACAAAAAACGUAUAAUUGCAUCGACAAAAUCGAUAGAUGCAUUCAGUGAACAAACACGAGUAUACUGUAACACCACCAGUUCAAUUAAAAUAUUAAAUCGCACGUAUGAGAAAAUGAUACGACAAAAAUUCAUUAAAUUAUAAUUAAAUCAAAUAUUAUAUUUUGCUCUUUGUUCACGUUGAAUUCGAAAAGCGCGUCAAAUUUAAAACGCAAUUAUUUCCUAUAGGUAGGUACUUAAUUCAAAAUCACACCGUUAGAAAUAUAAAUUCUGUAUGAAAAAUAAAAAUACAAGACAAUAUUAUUACUGUGAUUAACACGUUAUUAUUAUAAUUAAUACAUUCCCUCGUUAAUCAUAGAGAUAAAUAUAUCCAUAACAUAUACCAGAAAUUAUAAUAAUUGCUCAAAAAGUUAAAAUUGUUAAUUUUAUAAUUUUAAUUUUAGCAAUAUCUUAAAUUUAAUAAAAAUAUACCAUAUUUUUAGAUAGUAAAAUGUUUACAACAGAUAUACAAACAUAUUUAAUUUUUAACCUUAAAUUUGGUAUUUAUUUAGACAAAAUCAACCUUAUCUAAUCUAAUUUGGAUUGGAUUUGUUCAUAUGUGUAAUGUUUUAAAACGUUAAAAUAAAAAUUAUGAGGUAAAACUAGAUAAAUGAUUUCAGGAUUUGUUUGAUAAAUUGUCUACAUUUUUGAUAAGACACAACAAAGUUUAAACAUAUUUGUUUCUUUAUAAUUUGUAUACAAAUAUCAUUUAGAAAUUAUCUCUUAAUAACUACACUGUUAAAAUAAACCAAACUCUAUUUAUAAUCGUUUUUCGAAUAUGCUAAUUUUAUAAUUGCUUUCAAAUAAUAUACAAUAAUAAUAACUGAGCAGUAAUAAAUCAAUAGAUUAUUUUCCGAACUUCCCAGUUCAAUGCUCUAAAAUCGUACUACGCAUUAUAAAAGAACGGCAAGAAAAAUUAAAAGCUAGAGCGUAUUAACAAUUUUUUUUUUCAAUUUGUAUUUUUGAUUUUUGCCAGAAAUAGUAUUUAGAAAGCGAUAAUUGUGCGUUUAAUUGUUUUUUUCCUACAAAUUUGACUUUAUAAUUUGUCACAAAAAUAUCAUAUAUAUAUAUACUGUAUAGUAGUAUAAGUCAUUCAUUCGAGUGUAAACCAUAUUCGGCAAUGGUUUAUUAUAUCACGGCCAUAAGACGUGAAUAAACGACGUUGUGUCGCGUAUUCCAUUUCGCUGAGUCUCUCUAUAUAAUAUAUGGACGGAUUUCAUGUAAAAGGGGCAAGUCAUCGUAAACAGUUUACGUUUCAGGAGACGACAAACCCAAUGAAAAAUGUUUUCAGAUGUUUUUAAUUUAAUUUAAUUUUAAGAUAUAGAUUAUAGAUUAUUUAUAUUUGAUGUAUUUUAAAAAAAAAUUGAUUAGGAACUUAAAUAAUUGUUGUGGUUUACAAUCUUUAAUAUUUAAAAUUAAUAAUAAUACAACUUAUCCUCAUCCUCACAUUUGGCUUGUUACCUUAUAAAUGUAGUUAGAUGUAUUUCUAUGGUUACUAGACUAUGGUUAACAGCUCAACAUUUAAUCACCUAACUUUGUGUCUACUGAUCAAAUCAAUUAUUUAGGUAUUUACAUAAUGGACAAAUUCGAAUGAAACGUUUGGUCAAAAUUGCAAGUCAAUCGACUGACUACUUUUCGAGUUUUUCGAACACAAACAUACGCAGGCUGAAUUUCUAUAUAUAAACAACAUAUUGAACUGAUACAAUUAAAAACUUGGCAAAUAUUAAUAUAAAUGUAUUUAUUUUUUACAUCAUAUCAGUAUUACAUCAUUAUCUUUUAAAGCUUGGGCUUAUUUGUUUUGCUUUUUAAGAAUUUUGGGGGAGUAUAAUAUACAAUACACAACUACGAAAUUGCUUUUAUAAUCAUUAUUAAUGGCGGUUUCAAUUAUUACAACAUUUACUAUCAUUCGUUUUGUACUAGUAGCUGCAAGCGAGUUUAAUAUUUCAAAUCGUUAACAUAGCUCACGUUCUCUUGACGAUAAUAGAAUCGAAUGUAGAAAAUCAUGAUCUGAAUAGAAAAACCACCCGUAUGAUGUAGAAAACAAUAUUCCAGUUAAUGACGCGGCCGGAUGACAAAAUGUUUGAGUUGGUAUAUUAUUAUUAUAUAUACACAGCAGUAGAGGAUAUUAUAUGAACGUCGAGUAAAAUAACAACAAUAGGUGAUAAAAGACAACGUAGCAAAAGCUUGUUCGCGGCGAAAGUUCAAAAGUAGCAGCAGUAAGAGCAGACGACACAGAUAUAAUGGAGCAAUCACUAAUGUAGGCUAAGACUGUCGGUAUAUUAUAACAACACACAUUCGCAAUCGCAAACCGAAAAUAAACGAAUAGGACGUGAUAGAAUUACAAAAGGCAAUAAAUUAUAAUUGUUUUGUUUUAAACGACAUUUUAAAUCGAAUUAAUAAUGUAAAUUAAUACACCUAAUUGAGAUUUUUGCAGCAAGAAACUUUUUAUCGAGAAAUAAAACGCUUGAAAUAAUCUACAGACUCUUAAAAAAAAAACUAAAAUAUCUUAUUUUUUCGAACUAGUAAAAUAAUACAUCCAUAUUCGAUAGGAAUUAUUGCAGAUAUUGUCUACUUGUCCUAUAAUCAUAUAUUGACAUUAAACAAUAAUAUUAGCAACUUGGUUCUACACAUAAAGACCCUCAUAUUCGUUAAUUUUUGGGAAUUUUUUGCUGUAAUUCGGUUAUAAACACACGUAAAGACUUAAAACUUGGUAAUAAUACUUAUAUUGGACAUACCUAGACGUGGUAAAAUGUCCAAAAUCAUCGGGCGACUAUUUUUUAAUAAACGUUUUGAAAUCAAAUUUAAAAGAAAAUCACAAAAAAAUUACAGCAUUUCAAAUUAUGUAUUACCGUACUGCGCUCGGAAUCGUCUUUCGUAAAGCAAUGGUUUAUCGUUGCUUACAGAUAAAAAUGAAAUAACCUUAUGUAUCCUACCUUUCUACCUUCUCAUCUACAACAAUGACUGCUUCCAUCCCCAAUAUCAGAUUUUUUUUUAAAUUGAAGUUAGUCAAUCAUUAUUAAAAAUUUAAUAUAAAAAUUAUUACUCAUCUAUCAAAAUUUAAACAUUAAAAACAAUAUAACCUUUAAAAUCGAAAACAGAGGCUGCUGUGUAAUGUGUAUAUUUUGUAUACAUACUUUGAAACCUUUUAAAAUACAUUAUACCAACACAGAAAAAUAACUGAUUCUGGGGACGGGUGCAGCCAUUGUUGUAGGUGGGGGUAGUUGGGAAUGCGGGAUACAUAAAGUCAUUUAAUUUAUACCAAAAAUCAACGAUAAACCAUUACUGAUAAAAAACGAUUCGAAACUAAUUUCAAUUAUAUAUAUUUUGAAAGGCCGUAAUAUUUACGAUUUUUGUCAAAAUUUGAUUUUAAAACUUUUAUAAAAAAAAAAAAAAAUAUAUUACACAAAACUUAAUACAUAAUAAUUUGCUGUUUAGGUUUUUAACUUAUAAUUUUCUUUCGAGUUUUUCCCAAUUAUUUUGAAAACCCUUCAGAAAAUCAACAAAUGACCUCCCCAAAUGCACCAACUAGAUAAAAUUAUCUUUCAGAAAAAGGACUACACUUGAUACUUCAGAGCAUGUUUUCUAAUAGAAAAAUUUUCAGACACAAAAAUUUAAAAAAAAAAAAACAUCAUAACGCUCUGAAUCUAAAAGAUAUAUUUAAAAACAAUAUUCCAUAAGUAGAAAAUAUUAUUUUAUACCUACAUCGAAAAAUAUAAAUAUAUUUAAUAUUUAUAUGUUAUUAAAAGUAUAUUAUUGGCAUAAUCAAAUAAAUACCGAUGUUUUGUUAUUAACUGUAAAUUUGCUUUUACAUAUUUCAUAUAUAAAAUAAUAUUAAAAAUAAUAAAACGCACUUUUAUUAAUCUUUAAUAGGUUUUCGUUACUCUCGUAGUUUUAAAUUGUAUAUAAAUGUACGUGAUAAUUAUUAUCUUAAUUGUAAUGGUCAGACAUUUGAAAAUCGUCUGAUUUUUCCAUACGCUUUCUGAAUACGAAAAUUUAUUUAUUUCAGAUACAUAAUGAUCGUCCACACAAGUUUAUACAAUAGCAUAUAUCGUCCAAUAUGGAUAGCUUUAAUGAUAACGUUUUGUCUGAUUCUAGCGUUUGGCAUGCAAGUACCGACCUUAUUGGGUGUAUGGGGUAUGUUUUAUAAUCCUUAAUAUAUUAUUUUCCGACAUUUUAUUCAAAUUUCAAGCAAAAAAUUAUAUUUACAACAGUAUUUUUUAUUAAAUUUUCGUUUUAGGUGAGUUUAAACACGAUCCGAAAUUAGGUACGUGUUCGAUUACAGUCGAUAAAUGGGGUCGAUCGUCUAAAACCGCACUGUUCAUCACCGGUUUUAUCAUACCGUGUAUUGUAAUUGUUUGCUGUUACACCGGUAUAUUUUGGGUCAUUCGUAAGUAAGUAUAUACCUAAGUAUAUAUCAUUACAGUCCUAUAUAUACCAAUUUGAUUUAUAAGUUUAUAAUUGAAUAUAUGUAUUGGGCCGUGUUAAGGAUAGAAGACAAUGGGAACAUUUUCCGCCGGGGAGCCAAAGCUAUUAAAAUAUUGGGGCGUCCGCGUCCGGCUUAAUAUGAAUUCAAAAUAAAAUCAACAAUAUCACUAUAUUUGUAUAUCACAUGUGAGUUUUUUUAUUUUCAAACAAUUUCCUUAGAGGAAUAAUGAAUAUUGUUUGAUGAUUAAAAGAGUGCAACCAAGUACCGAAAACUUGUAUGUUUACCUUUACUUACAAAAAUUCAGGACUAAAGAAGAAUCUUAUUUGAUAAAUGUAAAAUUUAAAAAUUUGAAUAUAAAUUUAAUACAAUUAUAAAAAAAAUCAACAAAUGUACGGGGGAUUAAUCCCCAAAUAAUCUUCAAGUAAGACUUUAAGAAGUGACGCUUACAAAUUGAUGCCCUUGGUCACUAAAUGACUUAACAUGGCUCUAUAUAUAAAAAUAGUAUAAUAGUAUAGUAGAAAAUUAAUAUUCACAAAAUAAAGUAAAUAUAAAAGUUGACACUCCAGGGAUAGACCAAUGUUGUGGGUGGGAAUUUGAGAAGAUAGGAUAUAUAGUGUAAUUUAACCUAUGCACUGUAGCAAAAAAUAAAUCAUUACAAACGAAAAAACGAUUCUGAACGGUAUGGUAUAGUAUUGUCCGUGUUUUUUUACCAAGGCCACCCAAAAAUCAACAAACAUACACUAAGGGUUGAACAUUUUCAUAAAUAUUAUUUUAUAAUUUAUAUUAUAAACAUAAGCUACUGCAUGAAAAAUUAGAACAUUUGGCUAAACAAAAAAGUAUUUAAAAAAAGAAAUUUGUUUGUAAAAGUAUUGGCAAUUUUGAAAAAAAGUUCAAAUAAAAUACCCUCAAGCGAUAAAAAUGCGCAUUAUUUAAAGUAUGUGGCGAAAAAUCAGACCAAAUUUAUAAACCAUAAAGACAUUUUCUGAGAAAAAAACACAUCUUUGAAAAACUAAUAAAGUUUUUCGUUAUACUCGAUAUCUAAAAAACCACAAAAUAUUGUUUUUAGAGUUAGUCCUCUUUUUUAUUUUUUAACAAUUUAUACACACACGUAAUGCUUUAAUACCUAGUUAUAAAUAAAGUGAAAAUUCUUCAGUAUAAAUCCGGUAUUUUUACAAAUACUCACUUUUGAGAAAAAAAACGUAUUCGAAAAGUUAACACAAUUUUCGGUUUGCCGUUCCAGAAUAUUGGAAAAACCUAACAAAAAGCACUUACACGUAUAAAUAAAGUAAAGGGAAAUGUUUAAAUUUUAAUUUUAAUAACUUCAAUCUCUCGGAUCAUUUUUUUUUUUAUGUAUAAUCUAUAGAUAGUGUUUGAAGUCUGAAAUAUUUCACCCUAAUGUAAAGUAGAUUAGUAGAUUUAUAUUAAUUAUUUAUCUAUUUCACUAUUUGACCCUAUUUCCUAACAAAUAUAAGCUUCCCGCUAGUUUAGGAAAUAAUUAGAUAACAGUAUUAUUAUUUUUCAAUAGUUUUAUAUAAGUGUUAUCAUGAGCAAGAAUAUAACGCUACCUACCAUACACGUAAUAAUUAUUAAUUUUACAUUUUGACUGAUUGUAUCAAAAAAAAAAAACAGCAAAGAAAAUAUUUUCAAUUUUGUUAAAUACAAAUUGUAUAUAAUACGAAAUAUUAUAAAUUAAAGAUAAGAAAAAUAUGUAUGUAGUGAGAUAUUAUGUUAUUUAAUUAUUUUACAAGAUAGAAAACAAAUAAUAAUAAUAAUAAUAAUAAUAAUAAUAAUUGAAAUAUUUCACUGAGGUUAUUAAAAAAUGUUAUAAUUCAUGCAAUUUUUAAACACUGCCUAAUAGCCUAUACCGCAUUAUUAGAUUAAAUUUCAUAACUACUGAAUUCUACAACAGAAUACAUUAGAAAAUGGUCCAUUGACUUAUUAAUAGUUGGAUUGAUAAAGGUGAUAAUUGAAUUAAUUUAUAUGAUUAAUACCGUGAGUUACACAAUAAUGCAGAUGGUCAUUACAUUAUUAGAUCAAUUAUUUUAUUUAAAACCAAUAAAAUUAUUAUAACAUAACAGUGUUCAGCUAUUGUUUAAGUCGACUACGGUGACGCGUCUUCUCUAAGAUACCUAUAUAGACACCUAAACCUAUAUCUUAAUUAUAUAUAUAUAUAUAUUAAUUGAACUAAUAGAAAAUAAUAAGGUUUUUUAUUUUCAAAAUAGUAACCUGCAAGUAUACAUAUUAUAUGAAUUAACUUAUUUUAAUUAGCAUUUCUAUAAUAAUAAAUAAUUUCAGUUAAAAUAUUACCGAAAUAAUUGGUUACCAAAUGUGACUCAUAAUUUUUAUUAUGAGUAUUAUUACGUGUAAAAAGUAGAACGUUAUAUACCCAUCAAAACCCAAAAACCAUAAUUAAAUUAUAUAUAUCAUAUACCAAUUAAUAUAAUAAUAAAAAAAAUGUAACGCAAUAAUAGUAUCAACAGUAAUAAUAAUAUCAUUCUAUUAAAUUACAAGCUGAAAUAUGGUAUUCUACCAACAAUGUAACUAUAUGUAUAUCUAAUAAUUAAAAAAAUGAAAAUAAUAAGUAUUUUUAGAGAGCCGGAGUAAUCGGCUAAUUCACUGUAUCAACUAUACUGUACACAUAAUAUGUUACUUAAAAUGUAUAUUAUUCAUGAUCGUAGUUUUUUUUUUUUUACGAAUUAUUAACAAUUUAGUAUUUACUAUUGAUAAUUUUUUCUAUUUUAGAAAUUAAGGGUCCAUGACCUAUUUUUUUUUUUUCAAAACAGGUAUUUAUUAAAAAAAAAAUCCAAUAUCACGUAAACAGAUUUGACUAAGAACCGUUUUUUAUGUUAGAAAGAUAGCUUGAAAUUUGUUUUUUUCCACCAAAAAAAACCCCUCGAAAAACUAGUAUGAAUUGGCCAAUAGGUAACUCUAACUAUAGCGUUAAGAAAUAUAAUUUUUAAAAUCCUAGUCCAAUGUGCCCUAUAAGAAGUCUUCAUUUUUCCAACAACAAUAAAAAAAUCGAGCUGAUACCGGGAAAAGAGGCGACCACUGUUACAUGCGGGAAGUUGGGAAGAUAGUAUACAUAAAGUCAUUCAAUUUAAUUAUGUAGACAUUAUGUAUCCGAUUUUUCCGAAUAUUUUAAUCCCUAUACAUUUCUAUACCUAUAUUUAUAUUAUUAAGUAUAUUACUCUAACGAUGUAAUUAAAAUUGAUAAUAUUAUAUUUAUAGGUCGGAAAACCGUAUGCUGAAACAUCAAGUUUCUACCAGAAGCGAUUCUACGGUGAAAAACAUGCAAGCUAUAAAAAGGAAACGUAACGAAUGGCGGAUAACAAAAAUGGUGUUGGCUAUAUUUCUUUCUUUUGUAAUUUGUUAUUUACCGAUUACUAUAAUCAAAACGUCCGAUCCAAACGUUCGUUAUCCGAGUAAGUCAUAAAACGCCUAAUAAUAACGUUUAAUUAUAUAGGUAUAUAAAAUAAAUUCAAAAAUAGUUUCCACGCAUAUUAUUGAGGUGUUUUUUCUGAAAUUAUAAUAAUUAUAUUGUGUAUAUUAACCUAAUGGAAGGUGAUGCAAAAUUGUGAAACGAAUACACAUCACCAAUAUAUUUACUGUCACGGUCUUUCGGGCGUACACUUAUUACAAUUUAAUAAUUAAUAAACAUUGAUCUAUAUAUUUUUAUAUUUCAUUUUAGUAUGGCUUAAACGAAAGUAAUACAAAGUAUCGGGCAUGAAAGAAAAAACUUCUUUACAUUUAUUUGUUUAUUUUAACGUUUUAAUUUUUAUAUAAGACGCUAACUUUAAUUUUGUUACCUAUUAAACUGAUUGUAACACUUUGUUUACAUAUUUUAUGCACAAAAAAAAUUAUAUCUUUUUUGAUAUUAAAACAGAUAUUUUCAGAUAUUAUUUUGAUACAACGGAAUAAUUUUAUCCCAACACACACAAUAAAAAUUGGUUCGUCAAUAAACAUAAAAAAUAAUAUAAUAUACGUAUAGAUAGCAAACUAAACUAUAUAAUCAAAACUUAUGUUUUUUUUUAAUAAUCCAAGAAUUAUGACCAAUACCCGACAAACGAGUAGAUAGUAUACAUCCUUUUUUUUUAUCUACAGUAAACACACGCACGCUUACCUAUAUACUUAGGUACCUACCUAAAUCCAAUCACUGCGAUGAUAGAAUAUAAUAUAUUUGAGUAUUAAAUUACUUUUUCUUUUUUUUUUUUUACGGCUCUUUUAUACGUUUUCAGAAAAAAAAAUAUAUCACUAUAGGUAUUUAAAGUGUAUCUAUAAAAAAUCUCAAAAAACAUAAUACUUAUACAAUUUUAUACAGGGUGUCCCACGAAAAUAUUAAACCCAUUGUAAUAUCCCCGGUAAUAAUAAAGAUAAUAAAAUUCUAUUUUUUUAUAUAUAUAUUACUCACGGAGAUAAGGACCACAAAUAUUUACAUUUCAAUUAACUUUUUAUGUUUUGGUAAAAAUCCAAAAAAAAACUUUUAUUAUUUGCGACAAAUUUGAACAAUAAGCCAUAACAACAAUAUAUAGAGUUUAUUCUUCUGAAAAUUUUGACAUGCCAACUUUUUAUUUUCAUUUAAUUCGUGAUUUUUAAUAAUUUUUUAAAUUUUCGAGAAAAAAAUUUACAGUCAAUAAGCUAUAAUAAUAAAAAUCAAUCAGCGAUGAUUACAGCUUACUGCAUAACUAUAGGUCGCUAAUUUUCUCUGAACUUAAAUACUAAUUAAAAAUCACGAAUUCUAUGAAAAUAAAAAGAUGAGACGUUAAUAUUUUCAGAAGAAUACACUCUACCACUCUUUAAGUGUUAGUGUAAGUGUGGCCGUACUGCCACACUAACGAUAUUACACUACUCUCCUCCAACCCAUAUUUAAAAGUAGUAUAUCUCGUCAACAGCUUGACGUAAAUCAAAAAUUUCAACACUAAAAUUUAUUUAAACUAAUCCUCAAAUUAUUUAUAAAAUUUUUAAUAUAAGUUGCCAUUUGACAUUCAAAAGUAGGUAGUUUUACCCUCGAAAAUAAGGGUGACAAAAAAUAACACAAAUAUAAAAUUGUGGAGUAGCUUGCUUCUUAAAUGUUCUAAAAAACAAAUUUCGGAAAAAGGUUAAUACUUUCCGAGAUAAUGAGUGUGCCCACUUAAAUGAAUCACUUGGCAAAUAAUAGUUAUCCUCAAAUUUUUCGAAAAUAAUAAAAUUAAAACUUAUUUUUUUUUAUUAUUUUUACCAAAACAUAAAAAAUUAAUUGAAAUGUAAAUAUUUUUAGUCUCCAGUGAGUAAUAUAAAAAAUUAAUAGAAUUUUAUUAUUUUUAUUAACUCUGGAGGUAUUACAAUGGGUAUAUCUUUGUGGGACACCCUAUAUAUUGCUUUUGAACUGGAAUAUUUGAAAAUGUAUAAAUAUAUACAGAUGUUAAACUGUUAAAAUGGUAUUAAAUGUGUACAAACUGAAUUUCGUUAUAAAUUAAAUUGUGCACGCAUAGACCGAAAAUAAUUAAAAAAUGAUAUAUUUUUUUUUUAUUUAUAGUUCUUCACUUAAUUGCGUAUAUCACGCUUUACGCGUCAGCGUGUUUCAAUCCGAUCAUAUACGUCAUUAUGAACAAACAAUAUAGAAAAGCGUACAAAUCUGUUUUAAAGUUUGGAUACUGCGAAUCGGCUACGAAACGAGUACCCGUGUUAAGAUCUAUUUCAAAACGUCUACAUCCGCACGGUAACUACCUUUUAAUACUACCUAUUAAUAUAAUUUGGUUUGCAAAUGCUCAAAUACACUAUUUACUUAUGUAAACAGGGCUUGGAACCGAAAUUAAAAAUACCGGUAUUUUAAUCAGAAUAUUUUGAAAAUAUUAGAACCAGACCUUACCGAAACCCCUUUUUUUAUUUCUUAGGAACCUAAACCGGAACCGGAACCGAUAUUUGAGGGCCGUGCGUUUUGCGCCCAUUACCUUUUUCGUACUAUUUCGAACUAUUAUCGAAAUCUUUACCUGCUGAAAUUAUAUAAGGCGGACUCAAAAUUUUAAAUUAUGUAAAAUUAAUAUAAUAUAAUAUAAUCAUAUAAAAUUGUCAAUUUAUUUUAGUUUAAAUGUUUAAUAUCAUAUUAGUUAUCACAAACGAUAAAUGAUAGGUACUUAUAAUAGUUAUACAAUUAUAUUUCACGUAAUUUUAUACGCAUGGAUUUUCCAUCAUAAUAAACUAUAAAUCUAUGUAGACUUCAGAUAAUCAAUAACCAUAUUAUUAUUAUCGAUCAAAUGUACACCGUUUGUAGUGUUUUGAUUUAAAAUUAUAUAAAAUUAAUAUAAUAUAAUAUAAUCGUAUAAAAUUGUCAAAUUAUUACAGUGUAAAAUAUUGUAUAAAAAACAAUAAAAUAGUACAUUACGAGUGCAUAAUUGUCAACUGUUGUCUAUUAUACAUAUAAUUUUAAGUGAAUAGUCCGCCUUACAUUAAUUCAGCAGGUAAAGAUUGGGCGCAAAACGCACGUUACAGAUAUUUGUUGGAAUAGACUUUCCAAUUUAAAAAAAUGACCAUGAAAAUGAAAAUAAUUUCUUUAGAAGUAGUUUAUGGUUUACUUUAUCAAAUGCGUUCUGAAAAUCAAUAUAAACCGAAUACAAUUGGGUACAAUUAUUAAGGACUUCACGAAAUUUAGAUUGAUAAAAUAAAAUGAAAUUGUUUUAUUAUUUUAAAAUUAAAUUUACAUUGUAUAAAAAAAAUUACCUUCGAUAAAAUACCUUAAUAAUAAGUCAUUAAGGAUGACAUAUUUUUCAAAAACUGACCAAAAAUAACCUUCAUAACAUCAGUCAUUAUAGAAACGUCAAAAUGUUCGAUUAUUCUUAUUAUAAGCUAUCGAAUAAUAACAUCAUUGUUAUUGUAAUUGAUUCAUUUUUAGAAGAACUAAGGAAGGAAUUGAUUCUAUUUUUUUUUUUAAAGAAAGAGAAACGUGAAUUAAUUUCUUAUCUUAAGUAAUAGGAAUGUAAAUACUUAUUGUAAUUCUUUUUUUGUUUUCGGAAAUGUCUUUUUAAUAUAUUUGGGGAGAAAAAUUUAGUUUAUCAAGUCUUUAAUAAACGAGACGUUAUCAACAAAUUUAUGUUGACAUACGAAUUGAUAUUCUGAUUACGAUAAUAUUUUCUAAAUCAUGUAUUAUAAUUUAUAAGUUAACUAUUACGAACGAUAUCAAAUCUAAUAACGAAAAUUCAGUAACGGAUACAGGACCCGAUAUUUGUAUCUAUUACACAAUAACAAGUACAUAUCAUGAUAUUAAAAUAUUUUUUUUAUAACAAAGGGGUAAAAAACGAGUUCCUUUUAAUAUAAAAUGAACGAAGAACUGAACGAAUGACUUUUUAAUUUGUAUACUGAAGGAAUGCGAAAUUUAACUAAUUUCUAUGUAAAAUGACAAAACAAAUACAACAAAACAAAUAACACUAAUUAAUAUUAUCCAUACAAACAAAUAACCUACAAAAUAAAUGUAUUACACAAUAAAUUAUAUUAGUAGUCAUUUUAUCAUAGUUAUUAGUUAUUUGGUACUAUCUGUUGCAUUAGCGGACCCUGGCAUUUAUUCAUUUUUAUUUUGUUAGAGGGAGGGGACAAAACCAUUUACAAAAAUUAAACUUGGUAUACACUUUACCAUAAUACAAAAAAAAAAUUAUAUUGUAUAAAGUAUACUGCGGUGUUUGGGGAAAACAAAUUACCUUAUUGCCUCCUCUCGAUUCGUUGUAAAUCAAACAAAAUAACAGCAAAUACAACAAAAUGGUAUUUAUACUUAUUAAUUCUAAACGUGUCAAAAAUUGUGGGCAUAAGCAUGAGCCGAUAUCGAAUAUCGGCUAAUAUUGGCAACAUCGGAAAAUCGGUUAUCAGUUUUUUUUUAAACCGAUAUCAACUAUGUGUGUAAUAUUAAAUCAUUAAAAAUUUAAAUUUCAGGAAGAUUUCAUCAAGAAGACGGGUGUAAAACAGUCAUAUCGCAGGUAUCGAUUGCAUUAGAACCACUGAAUAAGAACAAUAAUUCGAGAUGAAUGAAACUUAAAAGUGACUAGAAUAAAAUACCAAUAUUACACAAUUUAACUUUAAAAUAAAUAGUUUAUAAUAGAAUAUUUUAUUUUCCUAACAUUUUUUUUUCGUCGUUAAAACACCUACUUGUAUCAUUACCGAAAAUCCUCAUAUCUAUGAAAAAAAAAAUAUAUGAUAAUUUUGUUAGUUUUACACAGUUAUAAUCUUAUGAAUUUGUUUUUUUUUUUUUGUUUCCUUUAAAAUGAUAUUACACCAACAACAUUUGUCACCUCAAUAAACAUUGUAUAUAUUUGAAUAUAAAUCAUCGACAUUUAUUUUUCUUUCGCUUUUUAAAUAUGACAUUUCGGCAACUUGAUUUAUACAGUCUUCGAUUUAUACAUCAGUUUUUAUUAUUUACAGGUCCCGGGCACAAACCAAUAUCUUCCGUUUUCGCACUGUUUAUUUUCAUAAUCCAUUACAUUGGAUAUCGCCUUUACUUGGCAUUAUUAUUUGGUACUUUAUCGUCUCGUCUCAGAAAAAUAACGUAGCAUGGACAAAAUUUCUUUGGUAUUGUUAAUUUUGCUUUUAUUUUGUAUUUGUUUUAUUUGUCUGUAAACAAUUUAAUGAUGGUCGUAUCGGAUUCCUUUCUUAACCUUAGCUGUGAUAAAGGGAUUUUCUGCGUAUAAAAUAUUAUCUUCUUAUUAAGAGAUUUCAAAAUAUGGUUUUUGAUAUUACACUAGAUUUUUAUUUCUAUACAAAAAUGUAUAUACCAACACAUUUCUACUCUUGGGCUACUCUUCUCCGGGCCACCAACUAUUUACAUGUUUCUGUUAAGUAGAUAUUAUAUUACACUCUAACAUAGACAAAAUAUUAAAAUUAAAUGCCCUAUAAAAUUGGCAUAGAAAAUUCACAAAAUCUUAAAUUAGUUUAUAUUGACUGACAGUUGAAAUUAAUUGCCGAAUAUUUCAUAAGUGGUAAGUGUAUUAUCAUAAAAUCACUAUUUGUUGAUAUACUAUUCGAAAUUUGUUUCACUUGCAAAAAUAUUAAUUCGAGUA
This is a messenger RNA of Cinara cedri, 16641 nucleotides long. The record is from the annotation of a GenBank genome assembly. NCBI's taxonomy places the organism in Eukaryota, Metazoa, Arthropoda, Insecta, Hemiptera, Aphididae.